Molecule: messenger RNA, 1338 nt
Organism: Dovyalis caffra
Lineage: Eukaryota; Viridiplantae; Streptophyta; Magnoliopsida; Malpighiales; Salicaceae
Source: the annotation of a GenBank genome assembly
AUGUAUUACCAAAUCACCAACCUUAAACAGAAUUGCCUUGUCUAUAUCCAACACUUGCAAAACAUUAAAAGAUCAAUAUUUGCCUUUCUCUUUUGCUUACCGACUUCACUUCUUGCUCUUAUACUCUUUCUCCUACUUUUCUACAAUGGUUUCACUGUUUUCUACGUUCACCUUCCCUUUCCCUCCAAUCCUCAGCCAGAACCCGCCAAUUUCUCUCAGGCCAAUCUUGCUGGAAAUUCACUCAAAAAGCUCCCAUCUUCAGUGAUGUAUGCAGUGAAAGAAGAUACCCCACCAGUGAUUUUAAAGACCCUUUUGCCUCUUUUGCAAAAUCCAGCCAUUUCAAUGACACCAAUUAAUCAUUCUGUGGUUUUUAAGCCAAAGAAGACUCAUAGAUACAAAGCUGUAAAGAGGAUGCUGAGGUCUGGAGACAAUUCAAAGCAGUUUUCGACAAGAAUAAGAGACUUCUUUGGGAAUCAUGGAUGUAAGGUUAGGUUCUUUAUGACUUGGAUUUCUUCUUUAAACUCAUUUGGUGACAGAGAGUUGUUUGCUAUUGAGAGUUUGUUCAAGUCUCAUCCAAAUGCUUGUUUGGUUAUUGUUUCUAAUUCCAUGGAUUCUGAAAGCGGGGGUCUUGUUUUAAAGCCAUUUUUUGAUAAAGGGUUUAAAUUGAUUGCAAUUAAGCCUGACUUUGAUCAUAUAUUCAAGGAUACUCAUGCUGAAAAAUGGUUUAACGGGUUAAAGAAAGGAAAUGUUAGCCCUGGAGAAGUUUCUUUGGGUCAAAAUAUGUCUAAUUUGCUUAGGCUUGCUUUGUUGUAUAAGUUUGGUGGGAUUUAUAUGGACGCUGAUGUGAUAGUGUUGAAGAGACUUACCAAAUUGAGAAAUGCUAUAGGAGCACAAACUAUUGAUCUUGAAACUGGGAAUUGGAGCAGACUGAAUAAUGCUGUGUUGAUUUUUGAUAAGAAGCAUCCAUUACUCUUCAAAUUCAUUGAAGAAUUUGCACUCACCUUUAAUGGAGACAAGUGGGGUCAUAAUGGUCCCUAUCUGGUUUCAAGAGUUGUUUCAAGGGUCAAUGGAAGGCCUGAGUUUAACUUCACUGUAUUGCCUCCAUCUGCAUUUUAUCCGGUGAAUUGGAGUCGAAUUCGAAGUCUAUUUAGGGGACCUAGAGAUGAGUUUCAUUCAAAAUGGUUGCAUAAAAAACUUGAGCAGAUUAAAAGUGAAAGUUUUGCAGUUCACUUAUGGAACAAGCAGAGCAGAAAGAUUGAGGUUGAAAGUGGAAGCAUUAUCAAUCAAAUAAUGUUGGAUUGUUGUGUUCUCUGCAAUUCUUCGAGUUCGAGUUUGUAA